UGCUGGAAAACAGUCUUUGGCUUUAACAAUUGCUUGGAAUUGUGCGUGGGUUCAGUUUCAACUUGUUGCCUCUCAUUUCCUCUGAGUUAGUCUAGUCCGCUCUGUAAUUUGACGCUUCUGGUGAUAAUCCUGCACUUGAGACCUCCAAGAAGUGACGAACCAUGGGGUAUGGGCAAAUCCUCCACCAGCGUGGGAAUGAGGAGGACCAGGUCCACCUCAACGUGGGAGGGGUACGACAUGAGGUGGAUCCAGACACUCUGCUCCGCUUCCCUCACACACGUCUGGCUCGUCUGCUGCACUGCCAAAGCGAGGCGGCGAUCCUGGAGCUGUGCGACGACUACAGCCCGGCUGAGAGGGAAUACUACUUUGACAGGAAUCCCAGGGUUUUCCUCUGUGUGCUCAACUUCUAUCAUACGGGACGUAUCCACAUGAUGGAGGAGCUGUGCGUCUUCUCCUUCAGCCAGGAGAUCGAGUAUUGGGGCAUCCAGGAGCUCCACUUAAGCCCCUGCUGCAGCGACUGGUUCCAUGAGAGGAAGGAGUACAUUGAAGACAGAGACUGGGACAUCAGGAGUGAAGACGGGCAGCAGCCAAGCUUUGACUCUUCCUUCGAGGAGCUGUCUGCCCUCGAUAAAGACCUGGCCAAGUUUAAAGGUGCCUGGUGUGGGGAAGUUAGGAGCUACAUUUGGCUCCGGCUAGAGGAUCCAGGUCAUUCACGGGCCUCAAAAGUCAUCGCUGUGGCUUCUCUCAGUGUGGUGUUGACCUCUAUUGUUGCCAUGUGUGUCCACAGCAUGCCUGAGUUUCAGCUUGUGGACAUCAAUGACAGACCCAUUGAUGACCCCGUCCUCACCAUCCUGGAGGAGAUCUGCAUCGCCUGCUUCUCCGCCGAGUUCAUCAUCAGGCUGAUUGUUGCGCCCUCUUGCAGGAAGUUCCUUGGAAACCCCUUAAACAUCAUCGAUGUUGCCUCCAUCUUGCCAUAUUAUGCCACUUUAGCUCUGGAGACAGCUGAUGAGGAGACUGCAGAGGAGAACGAGGACAUACAGAACGUGGGGAAAGUGGUGCAGGUUCUGCGCCUCAUGAGGGUUCUCCGAAUCCUCAAACUGGCCCGGCACUCCAUCGGGCUGCGAGCGCUGGGUGCCACCGUCCGCCACAGCUACCAUGAGGUGGGUCUGCUUCUUCUGUUCCUCUCAGUGGGGAUCUCCAUCUUUUCCGCCCUCAUCUACUUUGCCGAGAAGGAAGACAAGGACACUGAUUUGGAGACCAUCCCUUCAGGCUGGUGGUGGGCCACCAUCACCAUGACGACAGUCGGCUAUGGUGACACCUGCCCGGUGACGCUGGCGGGGAAGAUAGUGGCCACCCUGUGUAUCGUCUGUGGACUGUUAGUUGUGGCUCUGCCCAUCACCAUCAUCUUCAAUAAGUUUUCAAAGUAUUAUCAAAGAAACAAAGCCAUGGAGGAGCAGGGUAUCACUAAACCUGAGAGACAAGAUCCAGACCUCCCUUAUUACAACAUCAGAGACUUGUUCACAGACAGCGUGUAUCCCUUCAUAGGGGGUAUCGCCUUCAGGAACAGUGAGGGCAGUGGAGGAGAAGAUACAGAUGCCUCCAGUCUCCAGGACAUAGAGGUGUAUUAUAAUGACACUUGUGAAAAUGGGGCAGCAAAAUGAGAUUCUUGCCAUUUCACCGAGUGUUGCUCCCUUUAUGACUGCAAGUCACUCCGUGCCUCUCAGGGCAGAGCGCUCCAUCACUGACGCUGCCUUCCUGCACUGUCUUCCUCCUGCAAUUUGACAGAGAAAUAUCGCAGCCAUGAAGAGUUUUUUUUCUCUCUCUACAAGGGAAUAGCUUGUGAAAUAUACAGCGUCGCUAAAACCAAGAAAUCUAAAGGGAAUUAUCUGAACCUUGCUCAGAGGUUUGAAAGCCCAUUUUCUGCUUGAGAAAACUGCAAUGAUGCAUGUAGGAGGCCAUAAUGUUAAUGUUUUUCAAAGUAAUGUCCUGUAUUGAUUUGUCUGCUUGCUGAAAGUUCAGCAAAUGCAAAAGUCUAAAAUGACAACAACACUGUCGGAUUUUAAAAAAUGGUAUCAUAGAUCUCUAAAUUGACUGAUGUUACACAGUCUGCAUGAACAAAAAUAAAUGCAUUUUGAAAGUGAGUAAGAUAAAAUAGUUGUUUAGAAUUAUGCAAUAUUAUUGAUGCUGAUGAAGAGAGACACACAGAGCACUGUGGGAAGCACUCAUAUGACAGGUUAUUGUUAUUAUAUUUUUGUUUUUGGACAGUUGUGUUGGCAUGCUGGUUGACUCUUGGGGGUAACUUGUGUUGACAUGAAAUAAAAACUGACUCAGUGAAUCAGAAGAAAUAUGCCUCUCAUUUGUGACAUGGCAUACAGUAAAUUGUGCAGCUCACUCAUUCAGAUAAGGUUUCCUGUUCAGGUACAUUUAUUUACACUUAUUUAUUGUCAUAUCAGGAAAACGGUGUGCAGGAUUCCACAUCUUUGCAACACUUUUUGACAAAAAUGACUCUAAAAUCAAAAUAGAAAUCUUUAACAAUGUAUUUUCUUCAGUGGUGAAAUGCACUGAAGAUACAGAGAAAA
Molecule: messenger RNA, 2579 nt
Organism: Thunnus maccoyii (southern bluefin tuna)
Lineage: Eukaryota; Metazoa; Chordata; Actinopteri; Scombriformes; Scombridae
Product: potassium voltage-gated channel subfamily S member 3-like
Exons: 2
Coding region: 162-1661 (499 amino acids)
Biological process (GO): protein homooligomerization; potassium ion transmembrane transport
Cellular component (GO): voltage-gated potassium channel complex; membrane
Molecular function (GO): protein binding; voltage-gated potassium channel activity
Source: RefSeq, a predicted model, not a curated record